UAUAAACCCUAAAAACACUGUUUUUCUUUUAUCUCCUUUCUUCGCUCUCGCCUCGUCUCUCGCGGCGGCCUCUGGUCAGGGUUUGAUGGAAUGUGCGCUCCCACAGCUUCGAUUUCGCUCCGAUCCAUGCCAAUCUCGUCAAUCCAGCGCCGCGCCACUUGCAUUCUUGCCAGAAGUAAGGCGGCGAUCUUUCUUGGAGAUACGCUGAGCUAGGCACCGGUUCUGGCAUUGGCGGAUUUCUUCUUGUCAUGGCGGUGAAAGAAAGCGGGCAGAGCGCGGCCAAGCGGGAGCUCUCCCACGCCGUGAAGCUGUUUGGUAUGAAGAUUUCGCUGUCCGUGACACCGGCGGACGAGGAUCAAGCCGCGUCGCCCGCUGAAUUGGCGAAGUCCGAGGUGAUAUCGAAUACCGCGGAAGAGAUCGCGAGCUUCUCCGCCAGCACCAGCGGCAGCGACGAUGACAAAGCCUUGAAAAGGGAGGAGGAGGAGGAGGAUCACGGUGGCCGCGGCGGCGGUGUAGCGGAGGUGCCAAGGAGGCCGGAGGAGCAAGAGGACAAAAGGAGCGGCAGGCCACUCAAGAGACCUGAGAAGCCCGUGUCCUGCCCCCGCUGCCAUAGCCUCGACACCAAAUUUUGCUACUUCAACAACUACAACGUCAACCAGCCUCGACACUUUUGCAAGAACUGCCAGAGGUACUGGACAGCCGGGGGCACUCUGAGAAACGUUCCAGUGGGUGCCGGGCGCCGGAAGAACAAGAACGGGCGAUUGGAAAAUGGUGGUGGUGGUGGUGGUGGUGCUGCUGCCGCUGCCGGGAGUGAUCUUCCUCCUCAGCAGAAUCCCGGGCAGAGCUCCGAGAGAAAGCUGGCGACGAAGCUCCCGCAGCAGGAUUCGAGCUGCAAGGUUAGCCGAGCAAGCGACGCCGGGAGAGGCGGAAGUUUUGGUUUCAUCCGGGGGUUCGCGACUUCACGCAGCACUGAAGAGGAUCCUUCAAGGCAGUCUCAGCAGCAGCAGAGCAGCACAAGUGAAGGCAGCAACGAUUCCAGAGACGACUCGACUUGCGGGUCAUCGGUGUCCAACCCGGCCCAGGAGUGCAGGGAGGGUGGCGGUGGUACGACGGCUUGGCCCUACGCCUUUUUCAAUGGCACGGGCCCAUGGAAUCUCCCCGGCUGGGCUGGCUGGAGCAACAGUCCUUGGGGGAGCAUGGCCGCGACCGCGGCAACAGCAGCCGCAAAGGUUCUCGCUCAGAAUGUUCACACGGCGCUGGGGAAGCACAUGAGGGACGAGAAGUCAGUGGCAGGGGCGGGACCGGCCAAGCGGCCAGAGGGGUCUUUAUGGGCCCCGAAAACUUUGAGGAUUGAUGCUCAAGGGGAUGCCAGCCGCGGCAGCUCGUUUCUGGCCGACAUUGCGACGGGCUCCAACAAGGUGGACACGAUCUCCACAGGGGGGAUGUUUAAGGCCUUUCAGCAGGAAACCAGCGGGACCAAGCCGGGUCCGGAUGAUUUGGAUGGUCACCCAAAGACAGCGUCUGAUACCAACAAGAGCAGUGAAGGGACAUGAGAAGAAUGUAGGGGGUAGGAGUGCUUCUCACAGGACGGGACAGGAGGAGGAUCGAAAUAAUCGACACAGGUUACGUACUGAUAGUAUCCGCCUCGCAGAGCAAAAUCAAAGCAGGGAAUGGAUGGAUUACGGAUGGGUGGAACGUAGCCUUGGCCAAAGUUGUACAUAGCUUGCAGGGAGUGGAAGUCAAUAAAGUUGUUUAACUUUAUCAACA
Selaginella moellendorffii is the source of this 1767-nucleotide messenger RNA. RefSeq names its product cyclic dof factor 3. NCBI's taxonomy places the organism in Eukaryota, Viridiplantae, Streptophyta, Lycopodiopsida, Selaginellales, Selaginellaceae. The transcript is spliced from 3 exons. The record is from RefSeq and is a predicted model, not a curated record. Bases 249 to 1553 code for a protein of 434 amino acids. Gene Ontology annotation, molecular function: DNA-binding transcription factor activity; DNA binding. Gene Ontology annotation, biological process: regulation of DNA-templated transcription.